AUGGACGUUAUUAUAACUGCACUUGGUGAAUUUAUUUGGGCGUCAUCGUGUGCUGUGGUAAAUUUUUGUCUUAGUUCAGGUCUUAGUGUUCUUGCUGUCUUUGCCUCAUUUCUUUGUGCUAUUCUUGCAUCAGCCUUUUAUAAAUAUUCGACAAGUCAUCAACAUAUGUCGCUUGAUGAUGCUUCAUGUGACCAUAACAAUUAUGAUUACAAUGAUCAAGACAAGCCUACUGCAGUAACAUCAACAACAGAACAGUCAAUAGAACCAUCAUUACCAUUAAUAACAAUUGAAGAAUCAGAUGAUACUAAUAAUAAUCGAUCAUUAUCAGAAAUCGACAUAUAUGUAGAAGGUAAUACAAACGUAAAUAUAGUAGAUAAUGAACAAACACCCUAUAAUAUAUUAAUUGACACUAUUGAAGGUUCAGAAGAAGAAAUUCAAAAACAACAAAUAGCUAAUAUUUAUCGUCUUUUAAAUGAUCAAAAUUUAAUUAAUAAUUGGACAACAACUGAUUUUCUUGAUCAACUUAAAAUGUAUGGACUUCAGACAUAUGAUGAAGAAGAUGAACUAGAAUCACCUUAA
Messenger RNA from Rotaria sp. Silwood2, 579 nucleotides. Lineage: Eukaryota; Metazoa; Rotifera; Eurotatoria; Philodinida; Philodinidae. The record is from the annotation of a GenBank genome assembly.